UCACAUGGUGCAGUUGUAUAUCUAUUUACCUGGUGUCUCCUCUCACAGACACUUCCUCAAACUCGGACAAGCAAGAGCUCUCUGUUUCAGGUUGUUUGAAAUCUACAAAAAGAGACAAACGCAGUAAAACAAAACAAAAUGUCCACUCUGCAGUUGCUUGAAGAUCUCUACACGACGAAGGUGACGUUCUCAGAUUCAGAGUUGAUCCGGCACAAAGAGUUUGCUGAACAGGUGGUCCGCACUCUCCUGCAAGAGGUUCAGAAACACGGAAGUCCUGGAGACCCAAACAUCACGAAAGAGCCCAUCGGCACCGGGAGCUCCUUCGAGGGCGUGAAGGUGAAACCAGAGCUGGAGUUUGACUUCAUGGUGCCGAUCAAGACCAACAUGCAAAAAAUCAUUUUCUGCGACACUGAUAAGAACGUUCCCAGCCGCUUCGGGAUUGUCAAGAUUGCAUCUCAACCACAGACUGCAGUCCAAUCUAAAUCCACCUGGAAGAAGGAUGAAGAUUUCGAAACCAAGUUCUGCACAGGUGCUCAUGGUUAUGGGUUUCUCUUGUCAGCCGACAAGAUCCGGAAGUGGUUCCAGUCUCUGUCUGACCGCGCUCUGCCAGCCCUCAAAGACAGUUUCCCCAGAUCCACCUUCAGGUUCCAGCAGCACGAUCCUGCCAGGAACCUUCUCGUGACAAAGGAUGGGAAGGAGCUGAACAUUGACAUUGUGCCGGCUAUCGUGUGUGAGAACAUCUUCCUCGUUGCGAAGCAGUGCACCAGUCAGAUCAACCUUCCAAAUGAGGCCACAUGGAGGCUGUCCUUGUCUACCAGCGAGAGGGACUUUUUUAAGGAAAUGAAGCGUGUCUUGCCCUAUAAUUCCUGCCACCUCAAGUGCCUGCAGAUCAUCAAGUACCUCAGAGAGAACGACUAUCGGCUCUAUCCCUCGUCCCAGUUCACCCACGGGCUUCGCUCCUACUACCUGAAGACCGCUCUCUUCCACUUGGUUAUGAAGUCAUUUCCCCAGGCCUGGGCCUCCAACUGCCUAGAACAGCGGAUCAGAGAGAUGAUCGACUACCUGAUCGCUAGCCUGGGUGAAGAAAGGAUCCCACACAUCUUCCUGGGGAACAAGCAGCAUCUGAAAAAUCUGCAAUGGCACCUGGGCGUGCCUGUGAGGUUCUUCCACCACACCGAAGCAAACCUGCUGGAGUACAUCAGCAAAACCACUAUGGAGCAGGCCAGACUGAGGCUGAUUGAAAUCAAGAAUAACCUUGAUGGGAUCCUCCGCCAACAUCUGCAUUAAUAUUUGAAUGAGAACAAGAGCUGGUGUGAGAUAGCAUGAUGUGAACCAGCUCCACUUAUAUGCAAUGACUAGUCCUUAAUUUACCUGCUAUGAUAUCCAAAUAUAACUAAUACCUAUGCAUGCAAGCCAUUGUAGCUAGUAAUUCUGUACCCUCCUUUUCCUAGACUGUAAUGUGAACCACUGUGUAACGGGAUUGUUGGUUCUGAUAAAGCCUGGGUAGAUAGUUGGUUUGUGUUUUUCUGCAAUAUACUAUUGCUGAAUUGUAUCAGCUUCUGUUUGUGAUUUCCUUUUCAAAGAAAACCUGUCAACCUAUCAAUCACUUAAAUAAAUACACUAAUAAUUUAA
This is a messenger RNA of Polyodon spathula (Mississippi paddlefish), 1632 nucleotides long. Its product is annotated as inositol 1,4,5-trisphosphate receptor-interacting protein-like. Lineage: Eukaryota; Metazoa; Chordata; Actinopteri; Acipenseriformes; Polyodontidae. The transcript has 2 exons. The record is from RefSeq and is a predicted model, not a curated record. The coding region runs from base 139 to 1287 and encodes 382 amino acids.